AUGACCCCCUACUGUAUUGCUACUCAGGAUGCUGUGACCUUCCCCGAAGUAGCUGUGAGCUUCUCCCAGGAUGAGUGGCUAUGCCUGGACCCCUCUCAGAAGAAUCUCUACAGAGCAGUGAUGCUAGAGACGUAUCAGCACCUUCGGGACAUAGGGCAUUGUGGGGUGAAGCCUGCGCUGAUCUCCUGGUUGGAAGUAGGAGACCUUGGAAUGCCGCAGAGAGGCAUGUUUCCAGAUGGUGGACCACAAAUUCCGAUAGUGACAUUUCAGCAGUUUGCUUUUGGAAUGGAAUAUCUAAAAAAGUAUGAGAUGAGAAACAGCCAGACUCUGUUGGAUGGAACUGAUCCUGUUAUAUGUGCUGCAGCCUGGAGGAAAUUGUCCUGCCCAUAUCCCAAUGGGAGUAAAGAAUCAGGGGGCAUCUGUUGUGGACUGGACCAAAGUGAAGUGAGAUUUCUUUCACCAGAGCCAGUGACCACUGUGCAAAGCUCCCCUGAAUCUGCUCUGCUCAGUCCCUGGACUCAGACCCCCACAGUGGGACCAUCCUGGGAAAUGCAAACAACAGUGUUUGCUCUGAGCCCAUCACAUUCUCAGGCUAACCAGCACAUUACCCAUAGAGUGGAACCACCUGAGUGUAAGCAAUGUGGGGGGGACUCUGUGUGUACCCUGCACCUUGACGUUUUCUCAGACACCCUCAGUACAAAUGAUACCCUUGAGGGUCUGCGGGGUGGGUAUGCCCUGAGUCCACCUGCAUGCCAAAGAGGCACUAAGGAAGUCCAACCACGAGAGAAGCAAAAUAGAUUUCAGGAGUGUGGGAAGGUAUUUUCUCAAUCCUCCAAUCUUAAUAGGCACAAGAGACUUCAUACAAGAGAGAAACCUUAUACAUGUCAGGAGUGUGGGAAGGCCUUUAAGCAAUACUCAGGUCUUUAUCAUCACAAGAAAAUUCAUACUGGAGAGAAACCUUAUACAUGUCAGGAGUGUGGGAAGGCCUUCUCUCGAUCCUCAGUACUCUAUAAUCACAAGAAUAUUCAUACUGGAGAGAAACCUUAUACAUGUCAGGAGUGUGGGAAGGCCUUCUCUCAAUCUUCAGGACUCUAUAUUCACAAGAAUAUUCAUACUGGAGAGAAACCUUAUACAUGUCAGGAGUGUGGGAAGGCCUUCUCUCGAUCCUCACGACUCUCUCUUCACAAGAAAAUUCAUACUGGUGAGAAACCUUAUACAUGUCAGGAGUGUGGGAAAUCCUUCAUUCAAUCCGCUCACCUUAGUAGUCACAAGAAAAUUCAUACUGGAGAGAAACCAUAUACAUGUCAGGAGUGUGGGAAGGCCUUCUCUCGAUCCUCACGACUCUAUCUUCACAAGAAAAUUCAUACUGGAGAGAAACCUUACACAUGUCAGGAGUGUGGGAAGGCCUUCUCUCAAUCCUCAGGACUCUAUAUUCACAAGAAAAUUCAUACUGGAGAGAAACAAUAUACAUGUCAGGAGUGUGGGAAGGCCUUCACUCACUCCUCAAACCUUAAUAGUCACAAGAAAAUUCAUACUGGAGAGAAACUUUAUACAUGUCAGACAUGUGGGAAGGCCUUCACUCGAACCUCAGAUCUUUAUAAUCACAAGAAAAUUCAUACUGGAGAGAAACCAUAUACAUGUCAGGAGUGUGGGAAGUCUUUUACUCUGUCCUCACACCUUAAUAGUCACAAGAGAAUCCAUACGGGAGAGAAACCUUAUACAUGUCAGGAGUGUGGGAAGGCCUUCACUCACUCCUCAAACCUUCAUCGUCACCAGAAAGUUCAUACUGGACAGAAAUAA
Messenger RNA from Suncus etruscus (white-toothed pygmy shrew), 1800 nucleotides. Its product is annotated as zinc finger protein 595-like. Lineage: Eukaryota; Metazoa; Chordata; Mammalia; Eulipotyphla; Soricidae. Gene Ontology annotation, biological process: regulation of transcription by RNA polymerase II. Gene Ontology annotation, molecular function: DNA-binding transcription factor activity; RNA polymerase II cis-regulatory region sequence-specific DNA binding. The coding region runs from base 1 to 1800 and encodes 599 amino acids. The record is from RefSeq and is a predicted model, not a curated record. The transcript is spliced from 4 exons.